This is a messenger RNA of Spirodela intermedia, 405 nucleotides long. The record is from the annotation of a GenBank genome assembly. NCBI's taxonomy places the organism in Eukaryota, Viridiplantae, Streptophyta, Magnoliopsida, Alismatales, Araceae.
AUGGAUUACCUUCGCAGAGAUUCUCUGAAGCGGAGGAUUCGCUCCUCCAACUGUUUCUCCUGCUGCUUCCGGGGAAGAGGCGGCGAGCCGGCGGAAUCACCGACCGAGGGCGCGCAGGAACCGUCGUUGAUGAGUUCCUCCGCAGCUUGGGUGCGUUCCAAGGCAAACGAGAUCCCGGAGUUGAAAGACAAGUGCCGGAAUCUCGUGUCGCGGAUCGGGAGGUCCCGCCGUCACUCCGGCGACUUCAGGUACGAUCCCCUGAGCUACGCCCGCAACUUCGACGAGGGCCCCGAUUUCGACGAGGAGGAGGAGGUUUCCCCCUCGGAUUUACAGUUCCGGAGCUUCUCCGCCCGGCUCCCUCCCACGCCGCCGCAUCCAACGCCCGCAGCGGCGGCCUGUAUCUAG